This is a messenger RNA of Colletotrichum karsti, 1539 nucleotides long. Its product is annotated as maltose permease. Gene Ontology annotation, biological process: transmembrane transport; carbohydrate transport. Lineage: Eukaryota; Fungi; Ascomycota; Sordariomycetes; Glomerellales; Glomerellaceae. The transcript has 4 exons. The coding region runs from base 1 to 1539 and encodes 512 amino acids. Gene Ontology annotation, cellular component: membrane. Gene Ontology annotation, molecular function: carbohydrate:proton symporter activity. The record is from RefSeq and is a predicted model, not a curated record.
AUGGAGAAACCUGGUGCUGUGGAUCACUUGGAACCAAGUGUCUCUCACCAUGAUCCCAAGGGUGGCGCCAUCGCCGCUACCAACCGGCAAGAACUCGACUUAACUGUCAAAGAAGUCUUCAAGAACCACAAAGCCAUCGUUUGGUGGUGCUUCUACUGGGCUAUGGCAGCGAUUGGAUGGGGUUUUGAUGCCCAAAUCAACGGAGCCAUGAUCUCGGUCGAGUCCUUUCGCCGAGACUUCGGAUACGUCCUCGACGGCGAAGCGAUCCUACCGGCCGACUGGCAGUCCGCGUUUAACAUUAUCUCCACCGUCGGCCAAUUCUUCGGAGGCUUUCUUUGCAGUUACCUGGCCGACAGAAUCGGACGCAAGAACUCGCUUCUCAUUGGUAUCGUCGUUUGCAGCGGUGGCUGCGUUGGAGAGAUCCUGUCGCACACCCGAGGUGCUUUCCUCGCGUCCAAACUCAUCUUUGGUGCAGGCUUGGGCUUCUACCUCACGCUUGCUCCUCUCGCUUGCAGUGAGCUUGCGCCGGUCGCUCUACGAGGUUUUGCUACGGCAGGUGUCAACUUGGGAAUUGCUCUGGGUCAACUCCUUUCCAACGCCGUCGUUAAGGCUUUCGGAGAGCGCUCAGACCGAUGGGCCUACCGUGGCCCUUUCGCCACGCAGCUCUUCUUCGCUCUCUUCCUCAUCACAUUUCUCCCCUUUGCCCCUGAGACACCAUGGUAUCUAGCACGAAAGAAUAAGCUCGAGGAAGCGAAGAAGUCCCUGCUGAAGCUGUACGGCAACGACUACGAUGUCGACUACAGACUUGCCGGGAUUGUGGCGACUAUUGAAGAAGAGGCGUCGAAUCGGACUUCCGAGGUUGGGUUUAUCGAUUGCUUCAAAGGGACAAACCGCCUUCGGACAGGCAUCUCUACCGGUGUCUUCCUUUGCCAGCACCUGGUUGGAAUCGUCUUCGUUCUCGGCUACUCCACAUACUUCUUCCAGCUCGCUGGCCUCGAUGUAUCAAAAUCAUUCGACCUUGGCGUAGGCGUUACGGCCUGCGGUGUGCUGGGAAACAUGGUCAGCUGGUUCGUCGUUGAGUCAUACGGUCGUCGUAAAAUCUUCAUCUCGGGCAUGGCUUGCCUGACCGGACUACUGCUUCUCAUUGGUAUCAUGGAUGUUGUACCAAGCGAUGGCGCAAAGUGGGUACAGGCAUCGGCCACGGUCAUCUAUGCCUUCGUGUACUUCCUGACUGUCGGGGCCAUGGCAUUCGCCGUUUUGGGUGAGGCAUCCAGCACGGCUCUGCGAGCAAAGACUAUGGCUCUUGCGACCGCAACUCAGGCCGUCUGCGGCCUGGCAAUGAACUUUGCUAUACCAUAUAUGGUCAACCCAGACCAAGGCAAUCUGAAGGGAAAGGUUGGUUUCAUCUUCGGCGGACUUUCGCUCAUCGGGACUCUUGGUAGCUUCUUCUACGUUCCUGAGCUGAAGGGCAAGACAUUCGACGAGAUUGAUCGACUGUUUGCGGCUAAAGUACCGCCAAGGAAGAUGGGGAGCAUGUAG